AUGGGGAAGGGGCCCCUCCGCACGAGGCCACGUCGCUCCGCCAGCACCGACCUCCUCCUCAAAACACUCUUCCUUCUCCUGUCCUGUAGGCACGCGCUCUCCCACUGCAAGAUCCUGCGCUGCAACUCCGCCUAUGUGGCCUCCACGCUCAACCUGCAGGGCCCGCACAGGAGCGCGGCCUACUGCGACGUCCUGCGCGCCUACUCGCGCUGCACCCGCCGGACGGCCCGCACCUGCCGCGGGGACCUGGCCUACCACUCCGCCGUCCACGGCAUCGAGGACCUCAUGAUCCAGAACAACUGCUCCCGGGAGGGGCCCACCGCGCCGCCACAGCCCCCCGUGCCCGCCCCGAACCGCCAGGGCACCGCGUCCCUGGACACCUGCGACUACGAGAAGAGCUUCUCCCGCAGGCACGGCCGGCCGCCCACCUACCAGCACUGCGCCACGUUCGGGGACCCGCACGUGAGGACCUUCAGCGACGAGUUCUACACCUGCGGCGUGGAGGGCGCCUGGCCACUUCUGGACAACACCUACCUCUUCGCCCAGGCCACAAGUCAGCCCGUGGCGAAAGGCUCCAGGGCUACGGUCACCAGCCAGCUCACCAUCAUCUUUAAGAACAUGGAGGACUGCAUCGACCAGAAGGUCUACCGGGCCGCGGUGGACAGUCUGCCGGCGGCGUUCGAGGACGGCUCGGUCAACGGCGGGGAGCGCGCCGGGGGCAGCAGCCUGAGCAUCCGCGAGCGCACGCCCGGGCAGCACGUGGAGAUCCGGGCCGCCUACAUCGGCGCCACCAUCGCGGUGCGCCAGGCGGGGCCGCAGCUGUCCUUCGCCAUCCGCGCGGCGCGGGACGUGGUCCGCUCCUUCACGGAGGAGCAGGACCUGCAGCUGUGCGUGGGGGGCUGCCCGCCCAGCCAGCGCCUCCCGCGCGAGGGCUGCUGCUGCCGCGACGGCGGCGCCGGCGCCGCGGCGGAGCGCGCCCGGCGGCUGUGCAAGGAGGCGCUGCCCGUGGAGGACGCCUACUUCCAGGCGUGCGUCUUCGACGUGGCCACCUCCGGGGACGCCAACUUCACGCUGGCCGCGCGCGGCGCGCUGGAGGACGCCCGCGCCUUCCACCCGGACGCCGCGAAGCUGCACGUCUUCCCGAGGAGCGCCGCCCGGCCCGCCGCGCCCGGCCCGCCGCCGCCCCCGCUCCCGCUGCUGCUCGCCGCCGCCUGCGCGGCGCUCCAGAGGCCGCUGUGA
This is a messenger RNA of Varanus komodoensis (Komodo dragon), 1239 nucleotides long. RefSeq names its product hemojuvelin BMP co-receptor (gene HJV). The transcript has 3 exons. Bases 1 to 1239 code for a protein of 412 amino acids. Gene Ontology annotation, cellular component: plasma membrane. NCBI's taxonomy places the organism in Eukaryota, Metazoa, Chordata, Lepidosauria, Squamata, Varanidae. Gene Ontology annotation, biological process: BMP signaling pathway. The record is from RefSeq and is a predicted model, not a curated record. Gene Ontology annotation, molecular function: coreceptor activity.